This is a messenger RNA of Exophiala bonariae, 1404 nucleotides long. RefSeq lists its product as uncharacterized. The transcript has 10 exons. The record is from RefSeq and is a predicted model, not a curated record. Gene Ontology annotation, biological process: amino acid transmembrane transport. Lineage: Eukaryota; Fungi; Ascomycota; Eurotiomycetes; Chaetothyriales; Herpotrichiellaceae. Gene Ontology annotation, molecular function: L-amino acid transmembrane transporter activity. Bases 1 to 1404 code for a protein of 467 amino acids.
AUGGAUAGCACUAAACAGAAAUCCUCCCGCGAUCUCAAUGAAAAGUCACGGAUUGGUAUUGAACGUCAAGUGACGCCUGAGGAAGACCUUCGCGCCGAGAUCUUGGAAGAUGAUGGGGAAGUCUUCAAGACAAACGCAGGCCAGGCGCAAUAUCGCGCCCUGGGAAUGCUUCGAACAAUCGUCGUGCUGAUCAAACUGUGCUUUGCAACCGGCGUGUUGUCCAUUCCCGCUGCGCUUGGUGUUGUGGGCUAUGGACCUGGAUUGGUUCUUCUGGCCCUCUGGAGCGCCAUGACAAUGUAUUACGCCUACGUGAUGUACCAGUUUCGGACAAGGUACAAGGGCGUGCACAACAUCGUCGAUGCUGCUACACUGAUGGGAGGGCCAAUUGCCCGCGAGAUCACCACAGUUCUCUUUCUUCUCACGUGGAUUUUGGCGACGGGAUCGGGUUUCAUCGGUUUGUCUCAAGGCCUUAAGGUGCUCGCCAAUGGCAAAGGCUGUACCAUUGUCUGGACAUUGGUGGCUGCUAUUGCCACAGGGCUGCUCUCGAGUAUCAGAACUUUGGGCAAAUUGGCCAUAUUGACCUGGAUUGGAUUUGCGAGUAUUUUCACUGCCGUUUUUAUUGUCGUUGUCGGUGUCACUAUUGUCGAUAGACCUGCUGCUGCUCCUCCCAAUGGACCAUAUGAGCUCGGAGUCAUUGCCGUUGGAAAUCCCGGUUUCGUGCCAGGACUUGUUGCCGCGCUAAAUUUGUUCUCUGGUUUUGGCUCCACCUCAACAUUCAUGCCGGUCAUCGCCGAGAUGAAGGUCCCAAAGACGUUCCCCAAAGCCCUUUUUAUAUCCCAGGGCCUCCUGGUAGCCUGCUACAUGAGCUUCGGCAUGGUUGUUUACAUGUAUUGCGGCCAGUAUAUUGCCAGUCCAUCUCUCGCCAGUGCAGGUGGUACACUAGAGAAGAUUGCAUUCGGUGUGUCCAUUCCUGGAUUCAUGAUGACCUCGACGCUAUGGGUCCAUAUUGCCGCCAAAUUUCUUCUUGUCAGGAUCCUGCGUGACUCUGACCACCUACAAGACAACAGCUUCACUCAUUGGGCAACCUGGUUAUCAUCGACGAUUGGACUCACGAUCUUGUCCUUUCUCCUAGCCGAAGCCAUUCCAUUCUUCAACUUCAUCCUCGGAUUCAUCGGAUCUCUUUGUUGUUCCCCAACUUGUCUAGUUAUUCCCGCCAUCAUGGGUCUCUACAUGCAUCAAGGAAGAUACUUUUCCAAUAAGAAGACUAUUGUGUUAUGCGGGAUUCAUUGCAUUACUAUCGUGGGGGGUUCCUUCAUGACAAUUGCCGGCACUUAUACCACUAUACAAAGCAUUAUUGAUGCUUACGCCUCUGGUGGCGUAAAGGCUGCCUUUACCUGCGGGUAA